Molecule: messenger RNA, 1138 nt
Organism: Maniola jurtina (meadow brown)
Lineage: Eukaryota; Metazoa; Arthropoda; Insecta; Lepidoptera; Nymphalidae
Product: inactive hydroxysteroid dehydrogenase-like protein 1
Exons: 6
Coding region: 124-1080 (318 amino acids)
Cellular component (GO): endoplasmic reticulum
Molecular function (GO): oxidoreductase activity
Source: RefSeq, a predicted model, not a curated record
UCAGUUAGUACCCGACUGGCCGUCAUGUUGUGAUGACGCGUACUUUACUUUCUAAAACACCCAAUACGAACAUUCAACACUCAAUACAGUUUUUUGAGUGAUUCUGGAGGAAUUUCUGUGAAAAUGUUGGUGGUUUUGGCGUUGGCGGUAGUUGGCGCGAUCGUGGUGGCCGUUUUCUUGAUAGACACUCUCUGGAGCGUGUUGGAAUUGAUAACCUCGUUCCUCAUGCCAUACUUCAUGCCCGCGGAAGUGUUACCCUUGUCGAAGAGAUUUGGACCUUGGGCUGUGGUAACCGGCAGCACAGACGGUAUUGGCAAGCAAUACGCGCUGGAGCUGGCGCAGAGAGGCAUCAACGUGGUGCUGGUCAGCAGAAACCCUGACAAGUUGAAGAGCGUCGCUGAGGAGAUUGAAAAACUUCACAGCGUGAAGACGAAGACGAUCGUUGCGGAUUUCGCGAAGGGGCCCGAAGUGUACCAGCACAUUGAGAAUGAACUCAAAGAUAUCCCCAUAGGCAUUCUAGUGAACAAUGUCGGUAAGCAAUACGAAUACCCGAUGCCGUUAUGUGAGCUCUCCCCCGCGGUGGCGUGGGAGAUCAUCAACGUCAACGUAGGGGCUGUGACCUCCAUGACGCGUAUGGUGCUGCCUUCCAUGGUGGCCAGAGGUCGAGGGGCUGUGGUCAACGUGUCUUCAGGGUCUGAGCUGCAGCCGCUGCCGCUGAUGGCUGUAUAUGCUGCUACCAAGGUCUACGUCCGUAACUUCACGUUCGCAGUCCGCGAGGAGUACGCCCCUCAAGGGAUCCACGUGCAGCACGUCUCGCCUCUGUUCGUGUCCACGAAGAUGAACACCUUCUCGCAGAGGCUGCUGGACGGAAACCUGCUGGUUCCCGAUGCGACCACGUACACGCGCAACGCGAUUUGCACGCUCGGCAGGGUGCAAACUUCCACCGGGUACUGGCUACAUGGAAUACAGUAUUUCUUCAUAAAAUUAGCACCUGAGUGGCUGAGAAUAAAAAUUGGCGCUCACAUGAACCGAGGAUUUCGAGAAGAACAUAUGCAGAAAGUUAAAAUUAAGGCACAAUGAGUAGACAAUAUAUUAGCUAAACGCUUAGUACAAAUUUGUUCAACUAGGUUUAUUGAUU